Amphibalanus amphitrite is the source of this 1529-nucleotide messenger RNA. RefSeq names its product basic salivary proline-rich protein 2-like. Gene Ontology annotation, biological process: actin filament polymerization. Lineage: Eukaryota; Metazoa; Arthropoda; Thecostraca; Balanomorpha; Balanidae. The record is from RefSeq and is a predicted model, not a curated record. Bases 1 to 1479 code for a protein of 492 amino acids. The transcript has a single exon. Gene Ontology annotation, molecular function: microtubule binding; actin binding. Gene Ontology annotation, cellular component: cytoplasm; actin filament.
AUGAGCCGCCCGUGGCCGCUUCUGCUGCUGCUGGCGGUGCUGUGUCUGAUCAGAGUCGGCAGCGGCACCGGUGCUCUCGGCUGGGGGACCGUGCUGCCCGGGUUCACCUGUUACCGACCGCUGGGAGCGCCGGCUCGGUUCCUCUGGCCGCCGUUCAGCGCAGCCAAUCGACACAGGCCGCCGCCGGCUCACCGGGCGGACGCCUGCAUCUGCCGCUGUCAUGCGAUUGGCUACUUCUUUGCCGUGUUCAUCCGCCGCGCCCAGCCGCUGCCGGGCGGCGGUGGCCCCUCCAACUGCUUCUGCAUGAACCACUGGAACAAGAAGCUGACCGAGGUAGGUGCUCAGCACUGCCGCAGCAGACCCGACUUCUGGGUGGCCUAUAAACUGAUGGGAAAUCCGAAGCUGGCCAGCCACUGCAGAGGCGCGAGGGUGAUACGGAAACGGCCACCGCCAACAACUAGACGUCCGAGAAGAACCCCUCCGACCCAGCCUCCCAACAGGAGGCGGAAGACACCGCCGACCCCGCCUAGGAGACGGAGGACUCCACCAACCCCGCCUAGAAGACGAACUCCGCCAACCCGGCGCCCAACUAGAAGGAGAACACCUCCAACUCCGCCCAGAAGACGAAGGACCCCGCCGACUCCGCCUAGAAAGCCGAAGACUCCGCCAACUCCACCUAGAAAACGGACUCCGCCAACCACGCCUCGGAGGCAGAAGACCCCGCCAACUGGGUAUCCGAAACACUGGCCCAAGAAGCCGAAGCACCCACCAACUCGCCCGCACACACCACCUCCUGGAAAACGCUCUGGAGGGGAGCGAGGAGGGCCUCCACCCAGUUCCGGUACCUAUGGGGUGUACCCAAGCCGGCCGGACGGAAAGGUAACCUACCCGUGUCAGCCUGGCUCCAGCCACUGUCCUCCCGGUUCACACACGGUCCAGCCGAGACAGUACCACGGUUAUCAGGGCACGCAGUACCCCGUGUACCAAGAACCGUACCGGGGUCACAACAGCCAGCCCCCGUGUGACCACUGCGCCCGCUCGAGCUCCGAUCGUGGGCCGCACGUGGUGCACGUGUUUCACCACGGGGCGCCCACGCGGCCGCCCAGUGUGCAGCACGUGCACAUCAACGUGCACCAGAACCAGCUGCAGAACGUGCAGGCCCGCGGCGGCUCCGGCUCCGGCUCCGGAGGCGGAGCAACCGCCGGGGCCGCCAGCAAUGCCGUGGUGAACGUACACGUCAAUGGGCAGGGCGGCAGGCCGGCCGGUAGGGGCGGCACGGUGGUCAACAACUCUCUAGGAUCGCGGCUGGCUGCCACCGCGGCCGGCGCCGGCCCGGGAGGUCAGCCGAGCGAGGCUGGAGCUGUCCAGACAGCUAGCAGCAAGAGCUCGGCAGGAACCGGAGAGCAUGGAGGAGUCGAGAAACGGGCCGGGCCCUGCGGAGGAGCACCCGGAGGAUGCGGAAGCUGCUGCAAGUAUUAACGUGACAAACUUCCAGGAGUAAAGUCGGACGGUGUUGCGCAAUAGCUGCG